Molecule: messenger RNA, 2841 nt
Organism: Coccidioides posadasii C735 delta SOWgp
Lineage: Eukaryota; Fungi; Ascomycota; Eurotiomycetes; Onygenales; Onygenaceae
Source: RefSeq, a predicted model, not a curated record
AUGGCCUACAAUGCCAUCUCCCAGAACGACCAUGACGCCGCUUCGAAUGCCUCGGAUUCUGAUGCGUCCGAUUCCCCUCCCCUUCCGAAGGCGUCCUUCGAGCCUCUCUCCCUCGACUUCGAGAACCUCGGAGGUUCUACGCUCAUGAAAACGGCUUCAACCGAGAAAGCCCCCUCUAUAUCGCUGAAAUCGGUAAUCCGUUCCCGCGGGGCAUCGACUACCAGCUAUGGUAUGUUGGAGGAUGACGACUAUCACGCUGCUGAUCAAGGCCCUAAAUCGAAGCGCGAUUGUCAUGUGAAAGAGAUGCAAGCCGAAAGAUCCGCGGACGCAUCUCGAGCGACCCCUUUAAACACGGCUUUCUCCUCCCCUCAGUCCCCAGAGCUCAUACUACAGAGUCCCGCUACGGACGGUCCGGACCUAUGCCAUCCAACGCCAGAUCUUCAGUCACUUCAAGGCGCCUAUGUCGGAAACGUCGAACGGCUCGAGAAAACUGCUGAACGUCUCAGUUUAGCAUUGGAUAGUGGUGACAAUAUCGCGAAAUUGGAAGAUGAGCAAGGCGUACGGACUCUGGGAUCUCCGAUAGGUUCAAUCAGGUCACGAAAGCAGUCUGUCGGGUCGUGCACGGGACCUAUAGAUACCAGAUCUGGCGUUUACUCCCCCCGGCGACAGUCUUCAUCCCCUAGGCGGUCGAUACAAUCCCCUCCAUCUUCUCAAGCCUCUGCUCGUUUACGAUCGGGCUCUGUUGCAUCCCGCUUAGCCAAAGUGAUCGAGCCUGAAAACGAAGACCGGCACAACGUCUUGGAACAGGAAUUUUCCAUCCCAUCUACGAUCCCUCCCACAUUGAAUCCUCCUUCUAUACAUUUACCCCAGGAGCCUCCACUGUACCACGAACCAACCAUGGGGGCUCCCAUCUACGACGGACAACCAAUAGACCGCCCUGGGACUGCAGGUUCUACAGACACCUACCGGCAGGCCACCAACUUGUUCAAGGACUUCGAUGGCGUACAUUUCACAGCCUAUUCGAGUGAGCAGUCGAGCUCUCGACGACUGUCCUUAAGCCAACCUCCGCUUGCGAGUCUACCGCAGGCCCACAAGGAGCCAACGCCUGGUGAAAACAUGGUUUAUUACCCUGCUCCGGUGCCGAUGGUAUUAAAUUUACCCCAGCGGCUAUCCAAGAAGCCCGCUACGUCUGAGCAGGAGAAACGUCGGACCCAGUUAAUCAACUCGAUGCCCGCAGACAAACGGAAAUCAGCCUGGUUGCCCAUGGGUGAGAACCAAAGCGAUGCCCCUUUGAGGCAGAACAAGAGAAUUUCUCAGAUACCGCCCCAACUCCGUGCCAGUGCCUUUUUUGAGCAGCCACCGACACAUCUGGACAUCACAGUGAAGGAGAAUUCAGCCGUUGCUACUUUAGAUAGUAUCCUCGAUGCUGCGGCACUGGCGCCUGUUAGCGCCUUUACGGAUCAUCCUAUUGUGGGUCACAUUGGAGCCGGAGUAUAUGGGAAGGAGAAAAUAAAGAAACGAAACAAGGCUGAGAAACAUAAGCCUCUAUCGGAAAUCCCGCUUGACGUGGGAGAACCAACUCACAGUCGUAACCCCUCCGGGCGAAGCGCUGGCCAAAUAGAGGGCAACAAUGGGGCAGAUGAAUCCACUCCUUUUAGAACUUCGUAUGACCGUGAGCGUGACGGAGAGGGCUCUGAUCGGUAUGAUGAUCCGCAAGAUCCACAAUCCGAUGGUUCUGAGAGCGACGAUAGCGAAGGCAAGGAAGAAGCCUUUAUCGGUCCACCGACGACGUUACUGGCUGAACUACAGAUGCGAAAACAAGAGCAAAAGCAACGAAGUCGUACGGCUGCAACUGCGUUCCCAAACGGUAUGCAUUCAACGUUGCUCGAGCUAGAUGCUGUCGCACAGCGUCAGCGCGAGAAUAGGAACCAGCGACAUGUCACUCUGGCCUGGGAGGAUCCUGGGCUAGCGGAAUGUCGGGAGCCUGACGACGACGACGUACCACUUGCACUACUAUUCCCCGAAAAGUCCAGACAGGCUGACGAGAAUCGACCGUUGGGUCUCAUGGAAAAGCUACAACUAGAGGAAAAUGAGCCGCUCAGUCAUCGGCGUGCUCGAAUGCGAGGAGAGCCGCCACCUGUUCCACGUCCGCGCCCCACUGGGACUCCUCAGCCUCCGGCCAACAGAGCGAGUACAGCGUUUACACUUGAUAUCCCUGGACUAGAAGAUAACGAGAGCGAUGAAGAAGAGACCUUGGCCCAGCGCGUUAGAAGGUUGAAGGCUCGGGAAGAGAAAACGGCAAGUUCGGACUUUGCAAGCGAACUACUGUCGAAAUUCGGGGACGAGAAACCUCCUGAAAAGCCGCCAAGUGAAGAUGGGGAACCUGAGGAAGAAACCCUUGCUCAACGACGGAAACGUCUUCAAGCAGAGGCCGAGGCGGGCAAUUCUAAUGAUCACGCUAAUAAAAUCUCUAGUCGACGGAGUAUGGCUAAUAUUCUCCAAGCGCACCCAGUCGGGAUGCAGCCACCGAAUGAGGUAUAUUCCUCAGGCACUGGAGCUGCGGCAAGUCGACAAUCAUUGCUCGCCGCUAACCGCAUGUCCAAAAUAUCCUUGAAAGGCCCGCUUCUCUCAUUUGGCAAUGAACUGAACAGUGGAACAACGCCGUAUAACAGCCAUGGUCUCAUUGCACCUGCCUACGGGAACGGUCUACCAGCGGUGAACUUAAACCCACACUUCUACGCACAGCCGACUUAUCGUCCGGGGAUUCGAGCCGAGCCGGCAACCUUGAUUGACCAGAAGCAGAGAGAUAUGAUUGAUCGAUGGAGACUUGGAGUUCAGUGA